AUGAAUGGUUGGCGACUGAGGAGCCUGCGUCGGAGGGUCGGAGGAGAGUGUUGGAGAAAGGUGGCAGUGGCAAGGAAGGUGGAGGCCGAUGCAGAGGAAGAGGAUGCCGGCGACGGUGACACAUUGAGAUGCAGAGGAACAAUGGCCGAAGAGGAGGGGCCUUACCUAAGAGAAAGAGGCGGACUCACUGGUGGUUGGUGA
Messenger RNA from Linum trigynum, 201 nucleotides. The record is from the annotation of a GenBank genome assembly. NCBI's taxonomy places the organism in Eukaryota, Viridiplantae, Streptophyta, Magnoliopsida, Malpighiales, Linaceae.